GCCCCGGCGGAGACGGGAGCCGAGCCCGCGGCAGACGCAGCCGUGCCGCGCCAUGGCCGGCCGCCGCCUCCUGGGGCUGCUGCUGGCCUUCGCCGCGCUGCUGGGCGCAGGUCACGGGGAUGACACAGAUGACUUCAGCCUAGAGGAUGCCCUGUUUGACCCCGUCACCAGGAGACCCACUCCCAAGGGUCCCAGGAAGCCAGCAGGUGGGACAGACUUGGAUCUGGCUGAUUUCUUUGACACGCCUGCGGAGACAACCACCAAGCCAGCCAAGCCCACUCCCAAGCCCUUCCCCAGGCCAGGGAAGCCAGACAACAGCCUUUGGGAUGUCAUUCGCACCACCACGACCAAGCAGCCAAAAACUACAAGAGCCCCUCCUAAGCGUAACCCAGAAAAGGAUCCUAUGGAUUUUGACUUGGCUGAUGCCCUUGAUGAUAAGAACGAUAGGAAAGAUCCUGGGAGGCCAGAUGUAAGGCCAGGUGAAGGAUUUUCAGAUGAUGACCUGGCCAGCAUCGUGGAUGGUGGCUACAGCCCAGACAAGAAGAAGGGUGCCAGUGGCAACACGGACAACAACGACUACAGCGGAGUGGCCGAGACGGGGACAAUCGCCGGCAUCGCCAGCGGCCUGGCCAUGGCGCUCAUCGGGGCUGUCUCCAGCUACAUCUCCUACCAGCAGAAGAAGUUCUGCUUCAGCAUCCAGCAGGGACUGAAUGCCGAGUACGUGAAGGGAGAAAACAUGGAAGCUGUCGUGAGCGAGGAACCCCAGGCUUUCAGGUAGACAUGACUUCCAGAAGGCCUUGCCAGGAGGUGAAUGAGCCCAGGAGCAUCGCUGUCUAACAGCUCCAUUUGGAAUGAAAUGGCCUAGUAACUUGGUUAAGUAUUUUGCAAUAGCUGCACAAUUCUUUAUGCUCUUUUGAACACUUGCAUUUUUAAAGCCUUAUACUAGCUCUGGCAGAACAGCUACAGUGGUUUAUAAGGUGCCUCACAACUAUUCAGAAUGCUUAGGCUACAAGAAAACUACUCUGAACUACUGCUGCUUUGUUUUAUGAAUGUUUGGAAUAGGAAAGAAAUGUUAAUUAUUGGCUCAGAUAAUGGAAGCAUAGGAAAGAGAUGGGAUGCACUGUUUGCUUACUCCCAGAGAAGGUUUUCAUGGAGGAAGUGUGCUCUGCAGAAUCUGCAGCAGGAGCUCAGGUGCCAUUGAAGCCACACAGCUGAGUUUGUGUAUCUCCAGUCCCAAGCACCAGCACUUGUUUUUUGUUCUUAGCCAAACACAUUAGAAAUCUGUAGCAUGAAAUGUGUUUUCUGUAAGUUAUUGUAGAUGAAUUGUUACAGCAGGGCACUGAUGAUCACUAGAAGCUGUUUGCCCAGCUUAGAUGUAGUGCCCAUAACUCCUCCUGUCCCUUUGCCAGUGACUGUCAAUAGUCAGUGUGGUUUAAAGAGUACAGCACCUACCCCUCCCUUGGGGAACUCUUCCACUAGGCACAGAGGGAGCACAACUCUAAUUCAAAACACUACAGGGUCACAGAAUAAACAAGGAAAAGGCAGCAAGGUGUUUCACUGAAACCCCAGGUUUUGGGACUCAGAAGCUGCUGCUUUGCUCAAGGCUCUUCUAUAACGCUGGUGACUACUUAAAAGUUAGUGUAGUGUGUAGGUGUGUGGAAAUCCAUAAAUGCACAGUCAAAGAGAACACUUCCAAAGUGAACAGUGACAGAACUCAAGAUUUCUUUCUCUAGGAUUUCAAAUAGGAAAACACUUGCAAAUUCUGCAGUAGAGAAAUUAGGCUUGGCUUUCUCUUCAAAACUGAGCAAAAGUCAAGAGUCUUAGUGGUAAAUGUCAGCAAAGGCUCAAAUGAUUUUUUAUUGCUGUUUGUCCCCUCUUCCAUCUGAACUGCCACCAGUCUCUGAAAAACAGGGAGUUAUAUCAUCUAUAUUUUAGUCAUUAUAGCAACUGAGAGGUUUCCUGUGUAUUCUCCUGGUAGUGAUCCAAGUUCUGGGACAGCUGACCCAGCACUGACCUGUACUUUCAUUUAAUUACUAUUUAUUCAUUUUAAAUUGGGAUAUGGAUUUUUUAAAAAUCCUGCAUUUAAGCUCUGUAUACAUGACAUGAACUUUCUUGUCCUUUUUAAUAAAGGCAAUAAACCACUAGAAAAUUGGUUUGCUUUUUUUUCAUGAGUCCAAAACCUAUAUAUAGACGUCCUGAGAGUUUUUGUACUAUGUAUGUUGUGAGCUUUUUUCUUAUGACACCUCACUUCUAAAGUUAUUUUAAAUGGCAAUAAAAUGAUUCAGAAAAGGUUUGUCAAAGGUUUGACAGAGAAAAGAGAGAAUUGAAAGAAUUCAGCUGGCUCUUUUCCUGUUUUUUCUUUCAAUUACUUGCAUUUUUCUUUGGCAGUACUUUGUUUCAGAUUCCUCAGCUGAGAAUACUCUGACACAAAUUUCACAUCUUUCUGGCACUAUAAACUCAGUCAUUUUCAAGCAACCCCACUAACGAACCCUUACAAGUGCUCCACUGUCAUCCUUAACUACUCAUUUGUUGUGAUAAAAGUGGAAUUAGUCCAUAAUACUGCUUCAGAUUCUGAAAAAGGAUGAGUUGGCAGGCUGAGCUUUAAAAAUUGCUUCUCUAACAGAUGAGGUUGAGGAACAAAUGAAGUUCAGAAACAACAGGGCUGUGAAAUUAGAGAACUCUUUCUUUUGAGUGAAGUUCUAACUUAGAAGCAAGACAGAUUCCUUGCUGCUGAAGAAGUGACCUGUACCAAAGGAAGGUUGAAUGUUACUGUAACAAAAUACAUUUUGUUAACCUGUAUGUAAGGGUCAUGGGGGGAUAAAAACCAGAAUUUAACUACCUUUGAAAACACCAAAUAAACCAAGUUGACUAGAAA
Molecule: messenger RNA, 2875 nt
Organism: Camarhynchus parvulus
Lineage: Eukaryota; Metazoa; Chordata; Aves; Passeriformes; Thraupidae
Gene: CD99L2
Product: CD99 molecule like 2
Exons: 11
Coding region: 53-778 (241 amino acids)
Biological process (GO): T cell extravasation; homotypic cell-cell adhesion; positive regulation of neutrophil extravasation
Source: RefSeq, a predicted model, not a curated record